Molecule: messenger RNA, 1614 nt
Organism: Penicillium angulare
Lineage: Eukaryota; Fungi; Ascomycota; Eurotiomycetes; Eurotiales; Aspergillaceae
Product: arylsulfotransferase family protein
Exons: 3
Coding region: 1-1614 (537 amino acids)
Source: RefSeq, a predicted model, not a curated record
AUGAUACUCAACGGCCUUAUUUGGUUGAGUGUCAUCAAAUUGGCAUCCGCAGACUGGCAAUUCCUUUCACGUCCCGACUUAGCUCCUCCAAAGCUGAAUAUCACCGUUCCAGCCUCAUCGCAAACAGAAUCUGGAUACAUUUUCGUUUCUCUCAAAACGGGAGGCAUUGAAGGUUCCGUCGGGCCCGAGCAGCCUGCACCAUACAUAUUUCGAGAUAAUGGAGACCUAGUGUGGUCUGGCGUCGGAUAUUACUCCGGCUAUGUUAUUGAUUUUGGUGUUGUAUCUCUCAAUGGCACACCUGUUUUGCGUGCAUUCCAAGGAUCAAUUGAUGCUCCUCAUGUGCGUAUGAACGGUCAUCAUGCGAUUCUGAAUAACCGAUAUCAAACUGUUCGGACUAUUCAAGCAGCAUCUCACCGUUUAUCGUCGGGCCAUGAGUUUAAUGUAAUUGAUGGAAAAUCGGCAUUGAUUGAGAUAGGAUUGCCAGUUUUGACAGACCUCAGUGCCUAUGGUGGCGAUGAAGAACAACAAUGGAUCAUUUCAAGCGGGUUUCAGGAGAUUGAUAUACAGACCAGUGAAUUGAUCUUUGAAUGGUAUAGCUUCGGCCAUAUUAGUCCGGAAUAUAGCCAUCUCAGCCUAGAAUCCGAUGGCCCUUACUCUGGUCGCAGUGCUUUCGACGCUUGGAGCUAUUUUGCAAUUAAUAGCAUCGACAAAGACGACGAGGGAAAUUACCUCAUAUCGUCUCGUCAAUACUCGGCUAUUUUUAAGAUAAAUGGAACAAGCGGCAAGAUAAUAUGGCAACUAGGUGGAUUGAACGGGUCUGAUUUUGACAUCCCUGCUCAUUUGAAGUUUUCCUUUCAGCACGAUGCUCGCUUGCGCUACUGCUCCCCUGAUGGGUCGAUUGAACGUAUAUCAUUCUUUGAUAAUUCCAAUAGCGAAGCGCAACCUGAGCAUCGUACCGGAAUAGUUGCCAAGACUCGGUACAUUGAGCUGAAUCACAACACAAAGACUGUCUCAGAGAUAUGGACACACAUUGCUCCAGAUGGCUUAAUAGCAACCUCUCAGGGCAAUAUUCAAUUUCUGCCGAACGGUAACACCUUUACAGGUUGGGGUCAGGCGGGCGCUAUCACGGAGUUUUCAUCCGAGGGAAAGAUCUUGUUUCAUGCCUAUCUUGACUCGAAUCCGAACAAGUUCGUUCAAAGCUAUCGUGGAUUUCGAUCGAACUGGACGGGGAACUCUAGUGAAGACCCAGCAGUUCUUGCUUUGAGAGAUGAAGAUGGUAGAGUGUCGAUUUGGGUGUCUUGGAACGGCGACACGGAGACGAAAACAUGGCGGUUUCACUUGCACGAAUACUCAUCCGGCCUCAAUGUUAAUUUUCUUGGGGCUCAGACACGAGAACGAUUUGAAACUCAGUAUGAUGCGGGUAUCAACGGAUCUUUGGAGACUCUGCAAAAAUAUUCUGUUGUGGCUGAGGCGUUGAACUUUGAUGGUGAGACCCUAGGGAGGAGCAGACCAGUUCGAAUUCAAGACGAUACGCCAUAUCGUGCUCAUAUAGCCAGGCUUGAGCAUCGGAAAAAUCGAGAAAUGAAGUAUCAGCAGGGACGAAUGGAAUUAUGA